This is a messenger RNA of Exophiala xenobiotica, 729 nucleotides long. RefSeq lists its product as uncharacterized. The transcript is spliced from 4 exons. The record is from RefSeq and is a predicted model, not a curated record. Lineage: Eukaryota; Fungi; Ascomycota; Eurotiomycetes; Chaetothyriales; Herpotrichiellaceae. The coding region runs from base 1 to 729 and encodes 242 amino acids.
AUGGCAACUCAACCGAAGACCAUUUUGCUCCUCUGCGCGAUUCUUGCUACCGCCGCCAUCGUCGUCUCAGCUAUCUCCUGGGCCAUGACCGUGAGGUAUUCUUUGCCAUUCCCACUCGCGCUGCCCAUCAUAAAUAUUAUUCUCUCCCUUGUUGUCCCAUUUCUCGCACCAAUUAUGACGACAACCAUUGCUCAAGCUGAGAAGGGCAUUCGAGGGCUUCUGUUCUCAUAUGCCUGGUACUUCACAACCUUGAUCCCAUGGAUUCUCUUGGUAGUGGCUGCCAUGUACGGGACAGUGUCAGACAUGUCUCGCUGCGGCAUGGAGUCUCAGUGGAAACACAUGUUUCAGAGAAAAGACGAUGCCGGAAUCCGCGCUAUCCAGAAUGGCCUUCGAUGCUGUGGAUUCAAUUCUUUGCACGACCGAGCUUGGCCUUUCCCGGCCCAUGAUGUGGAUGUCAGAGCUUGUGAGCGAACGCAAGGAUACACGAACAGCUGUGCAGACCGUUGGCAAAGACAGGAGUCGACCGUUGCCGGGCUAACAGUGUUGGCAAGUAUUCUGAACUGGGUGCUGCUGCAAAUGGCGGGCAGUGGAAUCCGGUCCAGCCACCCCACGAUCAUUCCCCCAAGCACACCACGCCUGCAGGCAGAAGAAACGCGUCUGCUGCGGGAGACAGACGAAGAAAAUGAGAACAUGCGACAAGAGUACCAAGCAGCGACUGAAGAAGACUGA